Messenger RNA from Brachypodium distachyon (stiff brome), 1026 nucleotides. Its product is annotated as agamous-like MADS-box protein AGL23. The coding region runs from base 1 to 1026 and encodes 341 amino acids. The record is from RefSeq and is a predicted model, not a curated record. Gene Ontology annotation, molecular function: RNA polymerase II cis-regulatory region sequence-specific DNA binding; protein dimerization activity; DNA-binding transcription factor activity, RNA polymerase II-specific. Gene Ontology annotation, biological process: positive regulation of transcription by RNA polymerase II. NCBI's taxonomy places the organism in Eukaryota, Viridiplantae, Streptophyta, Magnoliopsida, Poales, Poaceae. The transcript has a single exon.
AUGCCGCCGCGUCGCAGGCCGAGCCUGGGCCGGCAGAAGGUAGCAAUGGAGCCGAUCCAAAGCAAUAAGGCCCGCCAGGUGUGUUUCUCGAAGCGCCGUUUUGGGCUUUUCAAAAAGGCCAGCGAGCUCUCCGUCCUCUGCGGCGUGGAGCUCGCUGCCGUCGUCUUCUCGCCAGGCGGCAAGGCUUUCUCCUUCUGCACCCCUUCCGUCGACGCCGUCGUCAACCGCCUCCUCGUCAACAACAACAACAACGCCGCUGCUCCUGCUGCCGGCGGAGGAGGAGGUUGGUCUUCUUCGGCUCCGGCGGUGGCGACUGAAGGUUCUUCUUCUUCGGGUCUGGCACCAGCGGCCAUGGCGGCGGAGAAGCUGGUGGAACUAACCGAGGCGUACGCGGAGCUGAGGGCCAUGAUGGAGCGGGAGAAGCUCCGCAAGGAGCGUGCGGAGGAGGAGAUGGAGAGGGAACGCGAGGCGGCCGGGUGCCCCACCGCCGCCUGGCUCGACGCCGACCUGGCGGAACUAUCUGAGGCCGAGCUUGUGGAGUUCCAGGCGGCACUAUUGGAGGUGAAGAACGCUGUCGACCUCCAUGCUGACGACGUGCUCCGCGAGACCCUCACCGCCGCCGCAGCUGCUCCUGCUCGUUCACCUCUCGCCAUGCCCAUGCCCAGGCCUCGCGGAUUCGCUAACAGCGUCUACGAGGUCGGUGGUUAUUCUUCAGGCAACAACAAUGGCGGGGGAUUCGCUAACAGCGUCUACGAGGUAGCCGGUUCUUCUUCAGGAAACAACAAUGGCGGAGGGGCCACCAUGGGGGAGAUGAUGCAGAUGGACAACAUGCUGCAGCAGCUGAAUCUCAUAGACCAGAUUCAUCCGCUGCCGCCGAGAAUGGGCCAGAUUCCUCCGCCGGGACUGGGGUUCCCGGAGACCAUGGACCUUCCGCCGCUGCCGGGAAUGGGGUUCCUAGACACCAUGGACCUUCCGUCGCCGGACUUCGGCCCAGACGGCGGCUUCAUCGGCCCACCACCUUUCUGA